Molecule: messenger RNA, 1094 nt
Organism: Cladocopium goreaui
Lineage: Eukaryota; Dinophyceae; Suessiales; Symbiodiniaceae
Source: the annotation of a GenBank genome assembly
CACCAUGUAUUCACCGACGCGAAGAUUCGCCAUGUUCCAUGCCUGGUCGCCGCUGCGGCCGCUGGGGCCGUUGGCGGCGUCGCGAUCUGCGGGACUGGCCGCGGGAGAAGUGCCGAGUUCACGCGGCUUUUCGAGCAAAGGAUACAGGAUCCGUCGGGUUCGGUAUCCAUGGAAGACGGAAGUACAAAAAAUGACAUGGGAGCUGCUGAAGCAGGACAUGGUGUCGUACUUCCAAAACGUCCCGGAACGCGACUCCACAGUGCACAUCCGGGCAGAUCCAUGGCCCAGGUUCACCAUGAAGGAGUUUCUGCUGGAAAAGGACCUCCUUCCUGGAGUGAUUUCCAAGUAUGGACCCAAUCGAAAGGUGACCUUCAACAAGAACGAGAUGGAAGCGAUUGCUUUCGACGAACCCAAUGGCCACUUGUCCAACCUCUUCAAGGGCCGACUUUUUCGUGUUUACAUCGGCAAGUGGAUCGAGGAAUGCGUGGUUACUGAUGUCUCCACUCAUCCAGUGGAGCAGGAGUUGAUGUUUGUUCGCUUCGACCGGCACAUUCCGGGACGCAUGACAGUGGUGCCGAUCCCCGUGUCCAUCUCGGGCCUUUGGGGCUGUCCUGGCUAUCGGAAGGGCGGCCAUGUGGAGGUGGCGCUACCCACAGUGAACUGUGAGGUGGUUGGCGAGAAAAUCCCGCCACCGCUGGUGGUGGACGUGAGCCAGCUCCACCUGGAGCAGCCCUUUGGCAAAAUCACCCUGCGCGACAUGCUGCCGCUGCUGCCGCCAGACGGCACGGUGCGCUUCUCACGGGACUACAGCAUGGACGAAGAGGUCAUUACCUGCUACGAUCCCAAAGCCUUGGGAGAAGUGCCGCUGCCUCACGACUGGCAAGAUCCCAAUUUCAAUCACCGGGGCGGUCGAUAUCACCUCACGUACACUGGUUUCUGGCCCAAACAGACUACUCGAUCAUAGCGGCUACCCCACUUUUCUCAGAGAGCCGUCCAAGAUGAUGAAUGGAACCAGCAUCCUUGAGGAAUUUAUAGCAACACUUAAAGAUGAUAAACAGUUGGAACAUAUCCUACUCAGAUACUGGCAGUGUUAC